Balaenoptera musculus (blue whale) is the source of this 2840-nucleotide messenger RNA. It is a transcript of the gene PLXDC1, whose product is annotated as plexin domain containing 1. The coding region runs from base 79 to 1584 and encodes 501 amino acids. The record is from RefSeq and is a predicted model, not a curated record. Lineage: Eukaryota; Metazoa; Chordata; Mammalia; Artiodactyla; Balaenopteridae. The transcript has 14 exons.
GCCUGCCAGCCCGGGGGACCGCGCCGCCAGAGCCCGGCCGGGGCAGCUGCGGGCCGGGGGCGGGCCCUGGCCCCCACCAUGCGGGCCGAGCUCUGGCUCCUCGUGCUGGUGCUCAGGGAGGCUGCCCGGGGGCUGAGCCCCCAGCCCGGAGCAGGUCAGGAUGCAGGCCGAGACUCUGGAGGGGCCGUCCAGGGGACCACCAUGCAGGGCUGGAAUCGGAGAGCCCGAGAGAUCCCUGGCCAGGUGUCGGAGCCGGACAGGACUCAGCUGAGCCAGGACCUGGGUGGGGGCACCCUGGCCAUUGACACACUGCCGGAUAACGGGACCAGGGUGGUGGAGGACAACCACAGCUACUACGUGUCCCGUGUCUAUGGUCCCAGCGAGCCCCGCAGCCGGGAGUUGUGGGUGGACGUGGCCAAGGCCAACCAGAGCCAAGUGAAAGUUCACCGAAUCCUCUCCAACACCCACCGGCAGGCUUCGAGAGUGGUCUUGUCCUUUGAUUUCCCUUUCUACGGGCAUCCUCUGCGGCAGAUCACCAUAGCAACCGGAGGCUUCAUCUUCAUGGGUGAUGUGGUCCAUCGGAUGCUCACGGCUACUCAGUAUGUGGCUCCUCUGAUGGCCAACUUCAACCCUGGCUGCUCCGACAACUCUACGGUUGCUUACUUCGACAAUGGGACAGUCUUUGUUGUUCAGUGGGACCACGUCUACCUCCAGGACCGGGAGGACAGGGGCAGCUUCACCUUCCAGGCAGCUCUGCACCAAGACGGCCGCAUUGUAUUCGGCUACAAAGAGAUCCCUGUGCCCGUCCUGGAAAUCAGCUCGUCCCAGCACCCCGUCAAAGCAGGCCUGUCAGAUGCCUUCAUGAUUCUCAAUCCAUCCCCGGACGUACCAGAAUCUCGGCGAAGGACCAUCUUCGAAUACCACCGCGUGGAGCUGGACCCCAGCAAGGUCACCAGCACAUCUGCCGUGGAGUUCACCCCAUUACCAACCUGCCUGCAGCAUCGGAGCUGCGACACUUGCAUGUCCUCAGACCUGAUCUUCAACUGCAGCUGGUGCCAUGUCCUCCAGAGAUGCUCCAGUGGCUUUGACCGCUACCGCCAGGAGUGGCUGUCCUACGGCUGUGCCCAGGAGGCAGAGGGCAGGACGUGUGAGGACUUCCGGGACGAGGACUCCUUCUCGUCCUCCCCCGACAGCUCCUUCAGCCCCUUUGACGGAGACCUCACCACCACCUCCUCUUCCCUCUUCGUCGACAGCCUCACCACGGAAGAUGACACCAAGUUGAAUCCCUAUGCAGAAGGAGAGGGCCUUCAGAACAACCUGUCGCCCAAGACAAAGGGCCCCCCCUUGCACCUGGGCACCAUCGUGGGCAUCGUGCUGGCCAUCCUCCUCUUGGCGGCCAUCAUCCUGGCCGGGAUCUAUAUCAAUGGCCACCCCACCUCCAACGCUGCGCUCUUCUUCAUCGAGCGGAGACCUCGCCACUGGCCGGCCAUGAAGUUCCGCAACCACCUCAACCACUCCACCUACACAGAAGUUGAGCCCUCAGGCCACGAGAAGGAGGGCUUCGUGGAGGCCGAGCAGUGCUGAGAGCGCCAGGUCUCCCUUGGAAGGAAGACCCGGGGACCUCGGAAAACAUGAGUCAAAGCAAAGCAGAGGAGUGACUUUCCUUGGCCUCCUCUGAACACACCCUGGCUGGGAAGAUGAGCCCAUGGUCUGUGGUGCCAGAGCUAUAGUUUGGCCAUCACAUCCCAAAUAUUGAAGCAGGAGGCAGAGAAGCAACCACAUUGAAUUUUUAAGGAGCAAUAACCUAAUUUCAUCCUGUUUUGACGCCAGGGGUCUCCCCUUCUGAGUCUCUCAACGGUCUACUCUGUAGCUGCCUCAGAGGUCCCCUCCCACCUGGAGACAGCCAGAUGCCCUACUCUGGUCACCUAGCGCCCCUGCAUAUGACACAAGAGAACCCAGCUCUAGAUUGGGGCUGCUGUAUUCCAGGGUCCAUAGACUCAAGAGCUGGUCCUCAAGGCUAUGGAUUCAGCAUAUUUUGCCCCAGCUUCUGUGUUCUGGAAGUCUGAAGAAGGAGUUCUGUCCAUCUGUUAAAACACAGCUUUGGCUGCUCCCAGCCCUUUUGGCAAGCCACUGACUGGCAUGCUGGCAUCAGAAGAAAGCCAAAUGAGACAAGAAAGAACUUGUGGGAAGAUCGUAUUUUUAGGCUUCACUACCCAAGCUUGACCUUUCUGCUGAGAACCAGUACUUCUGCAACAAACACGUGUGUUGCCCGUGUUGCGGGCUUUAUCCAACUGCGGCCCAGCCUGGGCCUGGCGAGCUGUGCUGUGCAUGGCCACGUCUACCCUGCGGGCUCUUCAUUCCAAUGGCACGUUUCGUGUCCACUGUAUUCACUGGCCUGGUCUUCUGUCAGUGCCAGUAAGUACCUCCAAAGGCUGGGCCUGCCUGAUUAAUAUUUUUCCUCCUCUGAGCUGGAAUUUUUAUAGCCAUUAAAGAGAAACAAGGUGGAGAGAGGGCUUCUUGAAACAUACCCAGCAGGGAACUUCAGUUGGAUUCUGUUGAAAAGCAAAGCCUCCAGAAGGAUUGGGAUAGAGGAAGCUGGUGUGGGAGAGAGGGACUUUAUGCGUAAGACCUUGACCUGGAAAGUUGCUUGCAUCUCCCCAGCUCUGCCGGAAGUUCUUGGGGCAGAGAGUUUAGGCUCCCAAACUUAAUCUGGUUUUAAGGGAGUUCUGUCCCAGGGAUGAGUUGGGGUUGCUUCUGAAGAGCAUUUCAAGUGAAAACCUAUAGUUUACCCUCAUUCAAAGUGAAAAACAUCAUCAGCAAAUAAAUAUUAAAUCACAGUC